This is a messenger RNA of Archocentrus centrarchus (flier cichlid), 8287 nucleotides long. RefSeq names its product tudor domain containing 12 (gene tdrd12). Lineage: Eukaryota; Metazoa; Chordata; Actinopteri; Cichliformes; Cichlidae. The transcript has 36 exons. Gene Ontology annotation, biological process: germ-line stem cell division. The record is from RefSeq and is a predicted model, not a curated record. Bases 310 to 4512 code for a protein of 1400 amino acids.
ACAGCCGCACCGUGUUCGCGCCAGUAGCUGCUGCUGCGCUUUCCCAGAAACCGGUACUGGUACGUUUUACUUGUCAGUUCGACGAUUAACAAGCAGAGUAACAUAGGAAAAAAAUGCUUGAUCUAAAAUUGCGAGAUUUCCGCUUCUUUUAAUCGCAGGUGUGGUCUAAAAUUCAGCGAAGCCGGCGAGCUAACAUUAGCUUUCGCGGCUCAGCGUCAGGUUCAAACGCCGAUUUUGGAGAAACGUAAAUCCGAUAAAAACCAACUGUUUCCUUCCAGUAUUGCUGCAGUGCACCGACCAACCGAAGAAAUGCUGAGAAUAUCUCUUCUGAAGGUCGAGAACCCGUCGUGCCUCUGGGGUCGGGUCAUUCGGGGUCCCGACGGCGACGCAGAGAGUCCUGAACAUUACAGCAAGCUGCAUCUUCAGAUGAACCUCUUCUACCGUGAACCCACCCUGGAUGUGCACAGGCUGAAGCCCACGCCAUUGGAGGAAGGACAGGUGUGCGUGGUGUACUGGGCGGCGAUGAAGUCGUGGUGCCGGGCCGUGGUGGAGUCAGUCAUCAUGGACUCCGUCUGCUGUCAAGCUCGCUGCCUUCUGGUCGACCACGGAGAACGAAUCGUCGUCCCCUCAGAGCAGAUCCGGGUAGCGAUGGAGAACUUCCUUCAGCUGCCUUUCUGGGUGAGAAGGUUCCACCUGGCGGGCAUCAAACCAACAACCCUGCGAGUGUCUGUGUUUGAGGAGAAGGCAGAGCUCAGGCCGUCGGCUCAGUGGGACAGCUCAGCCACGCUCUACCUGCACAGCCUGCUGCGAGCAUCGACCCACACGGAGGCCGUGCUGCUUGAAUCUGAGUCAGACUCCACCGCCCUUGAGCUUUACCUGACCGCUGGUGACAUCAAGAUCUGUGUGAACGAUGACCUGGUGGUGAAGAAGUUUGCCUAUUACAGUACAAAAUCAGGCGGCCUGGAGGACUGGGACCGACUUCCUGCCAUGCUGUCCUCGAGCAUCUUAACCCAGACCGUCUCAAACAAGCCGACGGCACAAACCCAACCUCCUCCUGAUCAGCAGAGUCCACCAGCAGGGGCAGGUGAUUGGCUUACAGCUCCCUCCCAACCUCAGACUGAGCAACACAAGCCGGUGAACCUUGAAGGUGAUUGUUGGUCAAAGCUCACAGAACAACAGCUGUUUUCAAGCAGCCAAUCAAAGAGCGGCUCAGACACUAGUGCUGCUGCAGAGAGCGACUCAUCAGAGGACAUGGGCUCGUCUCUGGCUGCAUCUCUCACUGAAAAACUGCACCUGUUCAGGUUCCUAAAGUUUCUGAAUCCCGGCAGCAGCUACGAGCCGGCUGCUCCCAGCGACGAGGAGGCGUUGCUCCUGAUGAGCAGUGGAAAAACUGGAGCUGAGAAGCUUCAGAGCAGUCAGGCCGAGUAUUUGGCAGAUGAAGAGGGAAGCGGUUCCAGUAGGUCUGUAGAGUCAGCACAGGCGGAUGAGCCCCCGAGGAGCGAAGAGGACCGGGCCUGUUCACGGUUUUUGGAGUGGUUGAACCCAGAUUCUCUGAACCCAGAUCCUGACCCCGAAGACGCUGUGGUUUCUCCCACUGCCCCCAGGACGAGUGGGAUUCUGGUGCAUUCUGCCUUCCCAGUGGAGCCCUGGAGCAGCCUGGAUGAUGCCCCCAUCGCAGACCCGCUCCGCUGGGUGUUGCGGCAGAAGCAGUACAGGGCUUUGACUCAAGCUGACUGUUACAGCUGGCCAGCUGUGGCUCGAGGAUGCAACACCAUCAUUAUCUCCAACAGUGCAGACCAGCCACUCAGCUACCUCUCCCCCCUCCUCACCCACAUACUGCUAAACUCCGUCUUCACCUCCCACACCUCCAGCUCAGGGCCCAUAGCUGUGCUGCUGUGUCUGGGCUGGGAGAAGGUCCAAGCUGUUUAUGACCUGCUGGAGGCGCGCAAGGUCUCCCAAAACCUCCACCCCACAACUGUGCUCCUGGGCGUCGGCAAAGAUGAGGCCAAGAGUGUCAAGAUCCCCAAAAACUGCCUGCUGUUGAUAUCCACUCCUUUCAGUCUGGUCCGUCUGCUGUCCUGUCACUGCUUCCUGUUCCUCCGGCUGUACCACCUGGUGCUAGACGAGGCUGACCAGCUCUUUACUCAUGCUCCAGAUGAGAUGGAAACCAUCCUGCAGCACUUCCAGAAGGUGACCUCCAGCGAGGAAAACGCUUCCUGUCCCCAGCAGCUGGUUGCCGUAGCAAAAAGAUGGACCAGUCACAUGGAGGGUUUGUUAUCCAGUUACAUGCCGUACCCCAGCGUUGUCAUAACCGUCCCAGAGGAAGCUGCUCUCUAUGGUAACGUUCAGCAGAUCAUCGUCAUGACUCUGGAGAGCAAUAAGAUCUCAGGCCUGUUGGGAACGUUGGCUCUCAACUCCGACGUCACCCAGAAGACGCUCAUCAUAGUAAACUCUAUUCAGGAGGUCGAGGAUGUGUUCAAGGCUGUGAGCAGCAGGUCAGUUUUCUGCCUCAAGAUCCAAGAGGGGUUAACCCACGAGAUCGACUUUGUGAUCCAGCAGUGGGAGAAGGACAUCGACCCCGGGACUCACGUCAUUCUGGUGACCACCAACGAUUGUCUGAAGUCUCUGGGCAUCAGAGAUGCAACGUGUGUCAUCCACUACAGUUUCCCCUCUUCUCCCAAGCUGUUCGGCAUCCGACUCUUCUGCAUGGUCGAAAACUUCAGAAACCUCUCAACACGAAAUCCAACACAGAGCUGCCAUCAGGUCACCAGGUCAGUGCUGCUCAUCUCAGAGAAGAACGCUCGCCACGUCAACGAAGUUCUGCGCUACCUGAGACGGACGAAUGCCCUCCUCCCCCCUGAUUUGCUGACCUUCGCCCAGGGGGUACGUGUGGCACGCGAAGGCCAGAAGAUGGACCGCCCCCUCUGCAGCUACCUGAAGAGCUUUGGUGUCUGCAGAGACAACAGCAUCUGUCCUGAACGCCACCGCUUCAUCUCACAUCUGGAUCAGUCUGAGCUCCCUGCAUCUGGAGCCAUAGAGGUUGUGCCUCUCUACAUUAAGACAGCGUCAGUCUUCUACGGUCGCAUCAUCAGGAAGGAGGAUGGAAGCUUUGAGAAGAUGGCCUCUGAGAUGGCUUCUUACUACGCUGACAAGAAGCCUGGAGCCAAGGAGCUGUUGGAAGGAGGACUCUAUGCUGUGCAGGAGGACGAUGUCUUCCACAGGGUGAAGAUCCUCUCUGUACCUGACAGGAACAACCGGCUGUUUAUCAGCCUGCUUGUUCGCUUCAUCGACGUGGGAAAGGAAGAGGAAGUGAAAUCCCAUCAGAUCCUUCAGCUACCAGAACAGUUUCACGCUCUGCCCGGACAGGCUGUGGAGAUCAUCGUCUGCCGGGUCAAACCAGUCGAUUCUGAGAGCAGCUGGCACCCCAAGGUCACCAGAGCCAUCAGCAAGAAGAUCCGAGGACUUCAGCAUCGAGCCAGAGCAGUCCUCAGCCUGGGAAACACAGUUUUUGUUGAUCCAAUGGUUCGGGUCACCCAGGUGCCAGGUAUGAAAACGGUCAUCAAUGAAUACAAUGUCCAGACAGAGAUCCUGAACACUGGGAUGGGAAUGAGCAACCCGGAGCAUCUGGACCUGCUGAGGGAGCUGUGUGAGGAGGGCAGCAGCUGUGAGGACACGAAUCAUGCGUCCUGGCCGGGAGACAGUUGGCCAUCUGUGAAGGUCAGGAUUAAAGCUGAGGAUGGUGUUCUGGUCAACACCUUCAGGGUUGCAGAGGUCAGGAAGCUGAAGGCUCCAGACCUUCCUCACCUAGAGCCAAUGAGUCCUCCUUCAGGAAACCAGUCCCUGGUCCCAACACCUAAAGUCCACCUGGGCCUAGUUUGUGGUCAGAACUCCCAGUUGGAGAGUGAGGCUGAUUUUGGACAGAGAAACACCGUUAAAAAGCCAGCUGAGCAGAUGGAGAGCACCACAGAUGGAGAAGUUUGCCCAUCAACCAGCUCCACUGCUGCUGUGAACCAGGGGGAAAAAGGUGUGCAGGAAGGUGCUGAUCAAAGCAGCAGGCAGCAGGUCAUCAGCACCAGUGGAACAGACUGUGAUAAUGCAGCACGAAGUUUCCACCCUCUGAUCCGCUGGUGCCAGACGUCCGACUCUGUGAUCAUAACCAUGAAGCUGAUGAACCCGGAGAACCAGUGCUGCGACUUCUACGCGGACCGAGUCGUUUACAGUGGCAGAGUGAACGGACGCUCCUACAGAGCCGACCUGGAGCUUCACCAGAAAAUCGCAGCUGACGUUUGCAGCUGGGAAAUGAAAUCCAACGAACCAGUUCUCAGACUGGUGAAGCAGCAGCCGGGAGCCUGGGAGAAGCUCCUCAGGAACAAGAAUAUAUUUGUGAGUUAUGACAUGGGCGACUUUGAGGAUGAAGAUGAAGCAUCAAAUGGUCAGUGGUUUCUGGAGGACACGGUGGAGGAAGAAAAGUGCUUUCUGGACUCAAAGAGCAGCAGUAAGAGUGACAACUAAAACACCUCAAGCUCAACAUCCUGCGACCAUCAUCAGGGUCAUCACCUGUGCUGCAGGGUCUGUGACCUUUGAUUCCCUCAUGAUUGAGUCCACAGAGAGUCCAGCUGCACAGUCUGCAGCCUCCACAAUGACCUUUGACAUUUCAAGUGGAAACAGAUGAAGUGAAAAAUUAAUUUAGAGUUGCAAUAAGAAAAAGGUUCAUAUUUUCUGUUUCUGCACAGACUUUUCAGAGACAGGAGGGAUGCUUCACUGCAUAAGACGGUGGAGUUAGCCAAAUAAUAGUGAUGAUGUCACAUAUAUGGUGCUGUUCCUCCUGUCCUCCUCAGUUUUCCCAUGCACAUGUAUUUGUUGAGGAAAGUGGUGUAAUAUUAAGGUCUUUCUCAUCAGUUUGGAGGACGAGCAGCUUCGGCUGUGGGCUCCGCCCCCUUCAGGUCCUUCGGUUGGGCUGCGGUCCCGACUUUAACGUGUUCCAUCACCUUUCCUCAGGGCACCAGCAUUUAUUCCCUGACAUUUCCCUUCACAAUCCACAGAACCAGUUUAAAAUUAAUGGUUUCAUAAAUGAUGGUGAGCCCUCCAGAUUUAUCACAACAGGCCCGAUUCAUGACAUCAUCACUUUUAAAAGAAGGAAUCGGACUCUCCAAACAAAACUGAUUUGAAUAAAAAAAAGUUAAUUCAUCCACAAAACGGUUUUCCAGCUCACCUGCUUUUGUCUGUGCUCAUGUCUCAGAUGGUACAUCCUCUCCUCGCUUCUCAGUCCCUCCCACCAGAGAUGGGAACACAGGAGGUGGAAGAGCCCAGAACAAAAUCAGAGCCUGGCUUCAGAGCCAUCAUUUCAUCUACUUGUAGUGUCCCUCACCCUGCGUGGUUUGUGUAUUGGAGCUCUUACAGCUCCUGCAGCCUCCUGUCCUCCUCGUACAUUGUAGGAAUGGAGACGAGGGUCGCAGCCUUUUCCCCUCACAGUCGUUCUGGCUCGUUUUCCUUCUUUUUUGGCUUUCUUUGAAGAAUCAGAUGCUUGAGGUCAUAUUUGUCAUAUUUGCUUUUGUCCUGCAACAAAACAGGUUAAAACCAGAUGGAACAAAGAUAUUAAGUUUUAGUGCUUACAGGCUGUUUGCUGCUGGCACAAAGGGCCCGUGCCCUGGAUUGGUUUGAAGUGAUCAGCUGGGAUCUCGUGUGAACAUCUAAGUUAAGAAAGCCAAGACCAGGUUUAUGUUUCAGUUUUUGGGAGAAAUUUAAAAGGUUUUCUGUAAAUUUGCAUGUUUAGAAGUUUAAAACUUGUCAAAAUAUGAAGAUAUGACUUUCUAUCCAAAACAUCUUUGUGUUUUAAGAUACGAGCUGAAGUUGAUCUAAGGCCGGGCCGUACUCGUGUGGUGCAGUGAGUCAUUCAGCCCGAUCUAAGCUAAUGGGAGGGAAGGCGAUGUGACACCAGAGCCCUCUGCAGGGAUAAUCAGCACCAUGUGCAUUUGAUUUCAGGGUGAACUGUCCCUUUAAUUCAGUAUAAAACGCCCCCCCGUCCUGCUGCACAGAUACGUCCUGAUGUGCUCUUGGGUCAGAGGAGAAGCUGUGAGGGAGCUUUAAUGACUUCAGUAAAACUGAGUUUUGAUUUGACUCCAUUUCAGAGUCUGUGGUGCGUAAAUGACCUCGAGAAGAGCAGCUUUUCAUCGUGCAGCACUUUUUACAACAAUCUCAGAGCGAGCCCAAACGAAGUGGACGGAUAAACGAAGAUUUACAGAUUCAAGAGUUUGGAAUGAAAAUGUUCCCUUUAAAUGUCACAGCUUUGUGUGGCGUUAAUAAGCUGAUGGGCUCACAGUGUCUGCUCACUUUAUACCUUCAUACUCAGUCACCCUCAGGACAUGUUGGCUCGUUCUUCUUCCACAGGAGAAACAGCAGCAGGUCUACGAGCUGCAAACAGAAGCAGCUCGUAGACCUGCUGCCUCAGUGGGUUUGAAGUCAGUUGAUGUGACUGAAGUGCAGACCUUCAGCUUUAAUUUGAGGGGUUUAAUAAAGUUUUGCAUCAACUAUUUAUGACUCCACCCCACGCUGUAGCGUUGCCUCCACCAUGUCUCCACAGGUGGUGUGGUGUGCUUUGGGCUUCUGUCUUGGUUUCAUCUCUUCAGGCCCUUCAAGAUGUUUGUUGACCUUCAGUUAUGUGUCCACCUCCUCAGGAGUGUUCCCAGGUCAGCUAGGUGAUGUGAAGUUGUGUCUCAAUCAUGGAAAUGAUUCUGUGAUCAUCCACGUCAGUCUUUCAGGCCUUCUGGUCCUGCUGACCCGCUCAGUGCAUCCCUUCCUAAAGUUUUUGCCGCCUCCAUCACUUACUGAAAAGCUUCUGAAUAAAAUUUCAACACUUAGAAUAAACUCCACAUCUUUCACCUGCUUCGUUUGUCCUGGAAGGAGCCGUUUCAAGGCCACAAAACUGCUCAUCAGUCACCUGUCCAGUUAUUUCUGAGCCUCUGAAAAUGGUGAGAACAGUUAAUGUGAUCCUUGAAUCGUACUGAAAAGGAGGAGCUGGGGUGGAGGCGGGUUGCAAUGUGGCCAGAGCUUCUCUAACAUGGAUCCAGCUCCACUCUUUUAAUGUUGCCUGUUAGAAGCACUGAUAGUAAAUCCCCGUAUUUAAAAAUAGCUUUGGUUAAAAGCUCGGCAGCUGCGGUCAGAAACGACGGCACACUCAGAAGAUCUACUCUCAGCUUUUAAACACAUGUGCCUCCAACAUGAGAGGGAGCGGGGUAGGAAGGACGGGAAUUCUCCUGCAUGAAACACAAAAAUCACUGAAGCACCUGAAAAGCGACUCUUCUCUCCAUCAGCACCAACUCCUGGAAAGAAAUGAUCGAAUUAGGUGAGGAGAAAACGAGCAAAUGGAGAUGCAACUUUGAGUGUAGGGAAUGAAUUUUCUGCUCCCUUUAGGGGGCGCCACAGUGGAUCAUCUGCCUCCAUCCCCACCAUCCUCCUGUCACUCCAACUCUCUGCAUCUCCUCCUUCACUGCAUCCAUGAACCUUCUCUGAGGUCUUCCUCAUUUCCUCCUGCCUGGCAGCUGCAGCAUCCUCAAACUCUUCUCAGUCUGGCUAAUUCUGCCCCCUAGUGGUGAAAGAUGUGGUGAAGCUUUGCAGAAAGUCAUUUUUAUUUUCCUCGUUAUACCUUUGACAUCUUUUUUUUUCUGCACUGCUGAAUGUCACACCUUUAUAAAUCACAGAACUGCAGUUCCAAGAAAGGAAAAUGGCCGAUUUAUGAGGAAAAACUUUUAUUUUAAUGAUUUAUUGUUAUGUGAAGGGUGCGUCAGGAAGCUGAAAGCAGCUUAAGUUGGAAAGAAGCCCUGGGACCAAUAACAUCAUUAAAGCCAUCCCCCUGGCUCUAAUGCACUGUUGAAGGACCCAGUAUUUAAACAGCUCCACCUGACGUAGAUCCUCCGUGUGAACCACUUUGGAGCUGCUGGUUUAAAAAGUGCUGCAUGAAAUUUGCUGUUCAGUCUCUGAACCGGAUUCUGUGCCAGUCAAAGGAACAUGUGAACAAACCCAGAGGAUCUGAACCGUUCAUUCCUCUUAGACGAUCCAGAUCAGCUGCUCCUCUGCUCCGAGCUUCAGUCGGCUGCUUUUUGUGUUCUCCUGCAGACAAACUGCAGUGAAGUGUGAGAUGUGUGUAAUCGGGUGUAGGUGAAGGUUUUCAGGGCCUCCUGGUCUAAAAUUCAGUUUGGAGUGUUUAACUCAGCUCAGUUUUUCUUUACUUGUUCUGUAAUCUUUUGAUUUUGUCACUUUGUGAAUCCAAUAAAAAUGGUUUGUAAAGCGA